Molecule: messenger RNA, 303 nt
Organism: Necator americanus (New World hookworm)
Lineage: Eukaryota; Metazoa; Nematoda; Chromadorea; Rhabditida; Ancylostomatidae
Exons: 2
Coding region: 1-303 (100 amino acids)
Source: RefSeq, a predicted model, not a curated record
AUGCUGCUCAGAGGAUUACGAACCUGUGUUGAACGUGCUUCGAAGCCGCGCACGACAAACUUGGAUCGAAUUUCGAAGACGAAGACCACCAUAGAACUGUUGGAAAAAAGAAGGACUCUUAGGCUUGAUCCGAAUGCAUCGCACAUUGAGCGGCAGACGAAGAUUCUAGAAGCAGCCCAGAGCACAACGAGUUUAAAGAAGUGCCACAGGGAUCUCCGCGAAUAUAAUAUUCCGCUAGCAGCCUUGCUGAGCGAAAACGGGACUCGCACGUCUUCUCGUAGUGAGAUGGAAAUCAUUGCGUAG